AGAUGUUUCAGUCACAUUUCAGCCGCUGCUCUGAGAAUUUAUUGUGAGCAGCCCCUAACAGGCUGUUACUUCGCUACAACUGACGAUAUGAUCAUCUUAAUUUACUUAUUUCUCUUGCUAUGGGAAGAGGCUCAAGGAUGGGGAUUCAAGGAUGGAAUUUUUCAUAACUCCAUAUGGCUUGAACGAGCAGCAGGUGUGUACCACAGAGAAGCACGGUCUGGCAAAUACAAGCUCACCUAUGCAGAAGCUAAGGCGGUGUGUGAAUUUGAAGGUGGCCAUCUUGCAACUUACAAGCAGCUAGAGGCAGCCAGAAAAAUUGGAUUUCAUGUCUGUGCUGCUGGAUGGAUGGCUAAGGGCAGAGUUGGAUACCCCAUUGUGAAGCCAGGGCCCAACUGUGGAUUUGGAAAAACUGGCAUUAUUGAUUAUGGAGUCCGUCUCAAUAGGAGUGAAAGAUGGGAUGCCUAUUGCUACAACCCACAUGCAAAGGAGUGUGGCGGUGUCUUUACAGAUUCAAAGCGAAUUUUUAAAUCUCCAGGCUUCCCAAAUGAGUACGAAGAUAACCAAAUCUGCUACUGGCACAUUAGACUCAAGUAUGGUCAGCACAUUCACCUGAGUUUUUUAGAUUUUGACCUUGAAGAUGAUCCAGGUUGCUUGGCCGAUUAUGUUGAAAUAUAUGACAGUUACGAUGAUGUCCAUGGCUUUGUGGGAAGAUACUGUGGAGAUGAGCUUCCAGAUGACAUCAUCAGUACAGGAAAUGUCAUGACCUUGAAGUUUCUAAGUGAUGCUUCAGUGACAGCUGGAGGUUUCCAAAUCAAAUAUGUUGCAGUGGAUCCUGUAUCCAAAUCAAGUCAAGGAAAAAACACAAGUACUACUUCUACUGGAAAUAAAAACUUUUUAGCUGGAAGAUUUAGUCACUUAUAAAAAAAAAAAAAAAAAAGGAUGAUCAAAACACACAGUGUUUAUGUUGGAAUAUUUUGGAACUCCUUUGAUCUCACUGUUACAUUAUUAUUAACAUUUAUUUAUUAUUUUUCUAAAUGUGAAAGCAAUACAUAAUUUAGGGAAAAUUGGAAAAUACAGGAAACUUUAAACGAAAAAAUGAAACCUCUCAUAAUCCCACUACAUAGAAAUAACAAGCGUUAACAUUUUCAUAUUUUUUUCUUUCAGUCAUUUUUCUGUUUGUGGUAUAUGUAUAUAUGUACCUAUAUGUAUUUGUAUUUGAAAUUUUGGAAUCUUGCUUUAUGUACAGUUUUAUAUCAUACUUUUUAAAUCUUGAACUUUAUAAACAUUUUCUGAAAUCAUUGAUUAGUCUACAAAAACAUUAUUUUAAACAGCUGUAAAAUACUCUAUUGAUAUGAAUGUUUUAUACAUUAUUUAAGCGUAUCUCUAUUGUUGGAAUUUCAGGUUGUUUUCAUAAAUGUUGUUGCAAUAAAUAUCCUUGAACACACA
Chlorocebus sabaeus (green monkey) is the source of this 1446-nucleotide messenger RNA. RefSeq names its product TNF alpha induced protein 6 (gene TNFAIP6). Gene Ontology annotation, biological process: cell adhesion; negative regulation of inflammatory response. NCBI's taxonomy places the organism in Eukaryota, Metazoa, Chordata, Mammalia, Primates, Cercopithecidae. The record is from RefSeq and is a predicted model, not a curated record. Gene Ontology annotation, molecular function: hyaluronic acid binding.